GCACUACCAGUUUGAAAAGGUUGUAGCUCUUAAACCCUUCCAUCCAUAAUCUUAGUGCUAACUGAACUAAACCUUAGCUACUAGCAGGGUGUCAUGCCUGUCGGAAAAACUACGCACUGACUCUUUCCAAUGGCGUGUCUUUCUUUUCCGCAGUUUCUCUCACUUCCUAGGUGCCACUUGACUUGGUCCUAUUGUUGUACUUCUUUUAACACAGUGCAACUUGGGGAACUCAGGUCUGGGUGUAAAUGGGGUCAUGUGGCAAUGGCUAGGAAAAAGGCUUCUCUAGACUCUGCCAUCGAAGAACCCAGUGACAAUGAAUCUGUGGUUGAAAAGAAGACAACUAGGUCAUCAAAAACUAAGAGCCCGGUCGGGAGGACAAGGAAGAAAGCAAAAGAUGAGUCUCCUGAAGGGAAUGAUGGUUUAUUAGAUAGAGAUGAUGCCUCCACUGGAGAAAGUUCAUCUGCCUCUAUUGAUGCUUCCAAGAAAACUCGAAGGAUUCGGAAAAAGGAUGCAUCUAGUUCUGCUGGCUUGGAAGAAAAGAAGGAAGUCAAGGAAGAGAAAAAGGUUAGAAGGCGAAGGAAAACUGAGGAUGUGAACUUAAUUGUAGAGGAUAAAGUUAUUGAGGCAGAAAUCAAUGACCAAGAUGAGUCUUCAUUUCUUGAAAAUGUGGAGGAUGAGAGUGACAUUGAUUUGGAACUUAUAAAAGAUGUUGGAGAUGACAUUAGCUUUACUUAUGGAUGGCCUCCUCUUGUUUGUUGUUUUGGGGCUGCGCAGCAUGCUUUUGUGCCUUCUGGGAGGCCAGCAAAUAGGCUUAUAAAUCAUGAAAUUCAUGAAAGCAUGAAGGAUGCCUUAUGGAGCCCUGAAAAAUUUUUUAGGGCUCCAGGCUCCUCUGCUGGUAGUGUUGCUAUUGCUCUUGCUACCUUGGGUGGCAAGGUGGCAUUCAUGGGAAAACUUGCAGAUGAUAUUUAUGGUGAAGCUAUGCUGUACUAUAUGAAUGCAAAUAAAGUCCAGACCCGGUCAGUUCGAAUUGAUAAUAAAAGGGCAACAGCUGUAUCAUUGAUGAAGAUUGGUAAAAGGAAUCAUCUUAAAAUGAGUUGUGUGAAACCUUGUGCUGAAGAUAGUUUGAUGAAGACAGAGCUAAACAUCGAUGUGCUGAAAGAGGCAAAAGUGUUCUACUUCAAUACACAUUCUCUGCUUGAUCGUAAUAUGAGGUCAACUACAUUGCAAGCCAUUAAGAUUUCAAAGCAUUUUGGAGGGGUUGUUUUCUACGAUCUAAACCUUCCUAUGCCACUAUGGCACUCUAGGGAGGAAACUAUUUUGUACAUUCAGCAAUUCUGGAAUCUUGCAGACAUUAUUGAGGUCACUAAGCAAGAACUAGAGUUCUUAUGUGGGAUAACACCAUUUGAAGAAUUUGACACCAAAAACAAUAAUAGUUUGAAGUUUAUCCAUUAUGAACCCGAAGUGGUUGCUCCACUUUGGCAUGAAAAUCUUAAGGUUUUAUUUGUGACUAAUGGAACAUCCAAGAUACAUUAUUACACAAAAGAACAAGAUGGUGCUGUUCUUGGAAUGGAGGAUGCCCCAAUUACCCCAUUCACUUGUGACAUGUCAGCAACUGGAGAUGGCAUCGUUGCAGCCCUAUUGCGAAAGUUGUCAGUUCAACUUGAUUUAAUAACUGAUAAAGGAUACCUUGAACAUUCCAUCAAGUAUGCAAUCAAUUGUGGGGUUAUAGAUCAAUGGAUACAAGGCCGAGUUAGGGGCUUUCCUCCUCGUGAAGAUAUGGACGACGUAAUUCCUGAUUCAAAUGGAAUUAAGUCAAUUUCAGAAAGAGAAUACAGGACAGUAGGAGGACCUUCUGAUGAGUAAUAUCAGUUUUGUAGCCUAUGUUUCUCAUAGGGACCUUUCACCCUUUGUAUAGAAAACUGAGAAUUAUUUGUUUCUUUCUGUGUUUUCUACUUUUAAAAUCACAUUACCUAAUGUUGUUGUAUUUCCCAUUCUCUUUUUGCUGUAUCAAUGGCAUUAUGAUCAAAGCUUAAAAUUCCAUUUA
Messenger RNA from Vigna radiata var. radiata (mung bean), 2044 nucleotides. Its product is annotated as fructokinase-like 2, chloroplastic. The transcript is spliced from 5 exons. Gene Ontology annotation, cellular component: chloroplast nucleoid. Lineage: Eukaryota; Viridiplantae; Streptophyta; Magnoliopsida; Fabales; Fabaceae. The coding region runs from base 130 to 1863 and encodes 577 amino acids. The record is from RefSeq and is a predicted model, not a curated record. Gene Ontology annotation, biological process: chloroplast organization; plastid transcription; etioplast organization.